AACGACCGCCAUUUUCUUUUUUUGGUGUAUCGUGUGCCGGCGGCUUUGUCCACAAAGACAUUUUAUUUUAACAGACUGUAACAAUUACAAAAAUGACAGACAAACUUGAUAUGAGCCUUGAUGAUAUCAUCACACAGAACAAAAAAUCUGGACGAGGUGGAGGAAGAGGUAGAGGCAGAGGCGGUCAACGACGAGGCGGCGGUGGUGGUGGACGCGUCGGUGGCGUGCGAGGCGGUGGUGUACAAAAGAGAGGUGGACGUGGAGGGGGUCGACCAACUCCUUACCAGAGACCCAAACAGAUGCCAGAUGUCUGGCAACAUGACCUAUUUGAUGGCGGUGCAGGAGGGAUGAAGAGAGGCGGCGGUGGACUACAAACACAAGGAGGCGGGUCUGGAAAGUUACUGGUGUCUAAUCUAGAUUUUGGAGUAAAUGACUCAGAUAUUCAGGAAUUGUUUGCAGAGUUUGGUCCACUAAGAAAAGCAGCUGUCCACUAUGACAGGUCUGGAAGGUCACUUGGUACAGCAGAGGUCAUCUUUGAAAGACGGACGGAUGCAGCAAAAGCAAUGAAACAGUAUAACAAUGUUCCUCUUGAUGGCAGGGCCAUGAGCAUACAACUGGUAGGAGCACCCGCAGCAACACAAACACCCCAGCAGAGGUUAGGGGGAGGUGGUAACUAUGGCAACAGACCUAGAGGAGGCGGAGGCUUUGGCAGGCGUGGUUUCCGUGGCGGCCAGGGGCGUGGUGGUGGUGGUGGACGAGGCAGGGGAAGAGGCGGACGUGGGGGUCAGAAUCGCAAAACACCUACAGCAGAGGAAUUAGAUGCACAGUUGGAUGCCUAUAAUGCUAAGAUGGAUGUAGAAUAGCUGUGAGAGUAUUCCUAGGGACAUUUGACAUAUUCCAGUAGCAGCUGCAGACGAGAUAGUUUCCUCUUUCACUGGCAAACUCACUCUGAACUCCAGACUCAUAAACUGUGACCAACUAGAGGCAACAUUUUUAUAGAAACACUUGAUCAAGUUGCCUGUGAAGGAUUCUAUUUUUAUGUCCAAAUACAGCAUUGAGACUGUCCUUCCUUAAUUUAAGUGACCAAACUGUGUGUGAUGACGUUAAUCGUUAAUGAAGCCAGGAUCUAGAAUUCUCAGACAGAAUCACAAUUGUAUCCCUUACCUGGCAUGUAGGCUUUCAUGAAUGAAUAUUAUUUUUAAAAUGAAACCUGGACUGCAGUUUUAAUGUAAAUAUUGGUUUUUUUUUACAAAGAUGAUCACAACAGGAGAUUGUUAGGAAAACAUAUGAAAUAGAACAAGACUUUUAUAUAACAUAA
Messenger RNA from Lingula anatina, 1318 nucleotides. Its product is annotated as THO complex subunit 4. Gene Ontology annotation, biological process: mRNA export from nucleus. NCBI's taxonomy places the organism in Eukaryota, Metazoa, Brachiopoda, Lingulata, Lingulida, Lingulidae. Gene Ontology annotation, cellular component: nucleus. The record is from RefSeq and is a predicted model, not a curated record. Gene Ontology annotation, molecular function: mRNA binding.